GCAUCAGGCUUGGUCUGAUCUGAAUGUGGUUACGUCAACUGCAGCAAAUAUGGAGCCUGCCGGCAGAGUUCAUUCUAGGGCGCAAGGUAAUACCCUGGCCGCUGUGCCGCACUGCCAUCGAGGGUCCAAGUCUGCUGCUGGGCUUGCAGCAGCCAACGGCACUUGUGCUUGUUUGUGCCACUCAAGAGUCGCCGGCGCCGAGAGCUCUGUCGCCUCAGACCACAAGACCCAGUUCGCACCGCACGCCACGCACUCCACACCAACAGCAACACGCUCAGCAGGGACACGGAUGGGAGAGCCAUCAGGAACAGCAACAGCAACCAGAUGAACAAGGACAAAAGCAAGAGCUGAAUCAGGAAAAACAAAAGGAGCAAGAUCAACAACAGGGGAAAGAACAAGAAUGGGGACAUAAACAAGAACAGGUACAAGAAGAAACCCAAGCACAAAAACAACAAGAACAGGAACAAGAACUGAGACAAGAACAAAAACAAGGGCCAGGACAGGAAUUGGAACAAGAUCAAGAAGAACGGAAACAGAAACAAAGUUGGGAUCAGGAAAGAGGAAUGGAACAAGAAGAGGAACAAUCUGAAGUACAAGAACAAAUACAAGUAGAAGAACAAGAACCAGGACAGGGACAAGAACAGGAACGAGAUCAACAACAGGGGAAAGAAGAGGAAGAGGUACCUAAACGAGAACAGGGACAAGAACAAACCCAAGCACAAAAACAACAAGAACAGGAACAAGAACUGAGACAAGAACAUGAACAGGGGCCGGGACAGGAAUUGGGAGAGGAAGAGGAACAAGGACAAGAAGAACAACAGGAAGACAAGCAAAGUUGGGAUCACGAAAGAGUGCCGGGGCUGGAACAAGGAGAAGAACAAUUUCAAAUACAGGAACAAGCACAGGAAGAGGAACAAGAACCAGGACAGGAACAAGAACAGAAACUAGAAGAGGAACAAUAUCAAGAACAGGAACAGGUAGAAGAACAAGAACCAGGACAGGAACAAGAACAGAAACUAGAAGAGGAACAAGAAAGGCAUUGGGAACAGGAACAAGAACCACAAAAGAAACAAGAACAGGAACAGUCUAAAGAAUGGGGGCAAGGACAAGAAUAUGAAUAUGAAGAACAACAAGAGCAAAACCAAGAAUUUGUUCCAAAAAAAGAACAGGAAGUACAUGAACCACAGGAACAAGUUCAUGGACAAAAACAUGAACAAGAAGAAAAACAACAAGAAUGGGAAGAACAAGAACAAGACUGGGAACAGGAACAAGAACAGGAAGACAAAAAGGAAAAAGAACAAUAUCGUGAACCGGUAACUGAACAGGAACAGGGACAAGAACAACAUCAAAAACAAGAACAAAAAGAAAAACAAGAGUUGGAUCAAGAACAAGGUCCAAGAACGGAACAGGAACAAGGACAACAUCAUGCAGGUGAGGAAAGUCUAUUUGUACGCUUCUUUGAUGCUCUCAAUCUCUUCUUUUACGAUCCUGUUCCUUGA
Molecule: messenger RNA, 1499 nt
Organism: Hippocampus comes (tiger tail seahorse)
Lineage: Eukaryota; Metazoa; Chordata; Actinopteri; Syngnathiformes; Syngnathidae
Product: golgin subfamily A member 6-like protein 22
Exons: 2
Coding region: 24-1499 (491 amino acids)
Source: RefSeq, a predicted model, not a curated record